Drosophila erecta is the source of this 2477-nucleotide messenger RNA. It is a transcript of the gene Orc3, whose product is annotated as origin recognition complex subunit 3. Gene Ontology annotation, biological process: DNA replication; DNA replication initiation. Bases 189 to 2345 code for a protein of 718 amino acids. Gene Ontology annotation, cellular component: DNA replication preinitiation complex; nuclear pre-replicative complex; nuclear origin of replication recognition complex. The transcript is spliced from 4 exons. Lineage: Eukaryota; Metazoa; Arthropoda; Insecta; Diptera; Drosophilidae. The record is from RefSeq and is a predicted model, not a curated record. Gene Ontology annotation, molecular function: DNA replication origin binding.
CUAAGUCGUUAGCCAACACUGCCGCCCAUUUGGCGCCAAACACAGCAGUCAGCUGAUUUCAUUUCGCGUUCCUACCGGUGAAGAAACUUUAAUUGGCACAGAGCUGACCUAAACAAAUAAAUAAAUAAGCGGAACCCGGCGACUUUAAGACACCACGACAUCGGGCCGCAGUCAGUGUAAAGCCUGCGAUGGAUCCCACCAUUUCAGUGUCUAAGGGUUGUUUUGUCUACAAAAAUGGCGCUACGAGAGCCGGGAAAAAAGCAGCCGGCAAGCGGAAGCGUCCUGCCGCGGAAUCCAGUAGCCUACUGGGUCAGGAGGUAGUGCAGCAGCCCUUCUAUAAGGAAUACCGCAACGCCUGGAACCAGGUAAACGAUCACAUCGCUGAUCUGCAGCACCGCAGCUAUGCCCGCACUCUGGAGCAACUGGUGGACUUUGUGGUGGGGCAGGCAGAGCGCGCCACCCCGGACGAGGUGCUGCCCACCGCCGCCUUGUUAACGGGCAUUAAUCAGCCGGAUCAUCUCAGCCAGUUCACGGCACUUACACAGCGACUCCAUGCUCAACGUGCUGCAAUGGUCUGUGUGCUGCAGUCGAGAGAUUGCGCCACUCUGAAGGCUGCCGUGGAGUCAUUGGUUUUUGGGCUUGUAGAAGAUGAUGCGGAAGUUGAGCAGAUGGAUGACGCGGACGAGGAUGGCGCCGAACGGGAUCGCAAGCGGCUACGUCGCUCGCAGUGCACCAUGAAGCAGCUUAAGUCCUGGUACUCGAACAACUUUGACUCGGAACGGAAGCGUCGCCAGCUGGUCGUUAUCCUUCCCGACUUUGAGUGCUUCAACGUAGGCGUGCUGCAGGAUCUCAUCCUCAUUCUGAGCGCCCACUGCGGCUCACUUCCAUUUGUCCUUGUCCUGGGAGUGGCCACGGCCAUGACAGCAGUGCACGGAACACUUCCCUACCACGUGAGCAGCAAGAUUCGUCUAAGGGUUUUCCAGACUCAAGCUGCUCCAACGGGUCUCAAUGAGGUGCUAGAUAAAGUUCUGCUAUCGCCCAAGUACGCUUUCCACCUCUCCGGAAAAACAUUCAAGUUCCUGACCCACAUCUUCUUAUACUACGAUUUCUCAAUCCACGGUUUUAUUCAGGGCUUCAAGUACUGCCUGAUGGAACACUUUUUUGGUGGAAAUGCCUUUGCGCUUUGCACGGACUACAGCAAAGCCUUGGGACGCAUAAAGCAGCUGUCCCACGAGGAUAUGGAGACUAUCAGAAGGCUCCCAUCGUUUCGUCCGUACGUCGAGCAGAUCAAUGAUUGUAAACGCAUAAUAGCCGUGCUCACAGACGAUGAAUACCUGAAGAAGAAACUGCCGCAGCUGCUGCGCGACUGCCUGCUCCACUUCCUGCUCUUUCGCUGCUCCCUGGAGUUUAUUACAGAGCUUGUAGGGGAUCUGCCGCGCUGCCCUCUAGGAAAGCUGCGCCGUGAAUUGUACGUUAACUGUCUCAACCGAGCUAUCAUUUCGUCACCAGAGUACAAGGAGUGUCAGCAGAUGCUUAGCUUUCUGUCCAAGGACGAAUUUGUCGCUAAGGUAAACCGAUCCUUGGAAAGGACUGAGCAGUUCCUAGUUGAGGAAAUUGCUACACUGGAAUUGGGCGAGGCCUGCACUGCUGUGCUGAGACCUAAGCUAGAAGCUAUACGCCUUUCAGUGGACGAAGUGGUCAAGGCCACUAUGGCGACAGAAACGGCGACAUCGCCCAACGAAACCCGCCAGCCAACAGACCAUCUGACUCCGGUGGCCUCACGUCAGGAACUGAAAGAUCAGCUUUUACAGCGCAGUAAAGAGGACAAGCGGCAUCAGCUGAAUACGCCCGUCACCCAGUUCGCACGGGCUCUGCAGAAGACUCUGCAGCUUAUCGAAACAACGAUUGUCCAGGCACAUCUUCGUCCGCUGCAGGAUGCACCACCUAUUCACGAACUUUUUGUGUUCACUGACAUUGCUACCGUGCGGCGAAACAUAAUUGGAGCACCGCGUGCUGCACUGCACACCGCCCUGAAUAAUCCACAUUUCUACAUGCAGUGUAAGUGCUGCGAGCUGCAAGAGCAGUCACUGCUGGUUGGCACACUGCCCGAUCUCUCCGUGGUUUACAAGCUGCACCUGGAGUGCGGUCGCAUGAUCAACCUUUUCGAUUGGCUGCAGGCCUUUCGAUCAGUUGUGAGUGGCAGCGACAACGAUGAUGUGGCCCAGGAGCAAAUCGAUCCCCGGAUCCAAGCCCGAUUCACGCGUGCCGUAGCCGAGUUGCAGUUCCUGGGGUACAUCAAGAUGUCGAAGCGCAAGACGGAUCAUGCCACCCGAUUAACCUGGUAGCUCGGGAUAUGAACAACCAAAAUCCCUUAGCGAAUAUUAAUUUUCUAUUUAUUUAUAUUGGGGCAAAUUUCAUGUGUGGGACGUUAUAAAUAAAUAAAACAUCAAUCGAUUUGUCUACUCUGUUCGAAAUGC